This is a messenger RNA of Rotaria socialis, 855 nucleotides long. The record is from the annotation of a GenBank genome assembly. NCBI's taxonomy places the organism in Eukaryota, Metazoa, Rotifera, Eurotatoria, Philodinida, Philodinidae.
AUGUACCCCGAGGUGGUCAACUUAUUUCGUCUAUCCAACAAAAAUAAACGUCCAGCAACAAUUGUACGUCUCCAUAUCAUUAGAAUUAAAGUUAUUGAUGAUUUAUUGAGUAAGAAACACAUCUACAUCAAUAAUAUACGUUAUCCUAUAUCUGAGUACUUGGUUCCAGUCAAAUUACUUGUUUGUACAAAGUGUUUUCAGAUUGGACAUAUUCGUAGCACGUGUCGAAGUUCAAUGGAAUUCUGCAGAAUUUGUGGAACUGCUAUCAACGAUUUAAAAGAACAUAAAGAUAAAUGUAACAACAAACCAAAAUGUAUUAAGUGUGCAGGUGAACACGAUUCGAAUGACCACCGAUGUCCAAAUAUUAAAACUUUUCGUGUUAUUCUAACAAAAUCUUUAUUAAAUUCUGCAGGUUCAAAUAAUCACAAUCGAAACAACUCCACAAACUACUGGUUCAACGACCAGGAUUUCACGGUCUUAAAUGGAAAUCGUCUUGAUAUUCAUCAAACUAGUGAAUCACGUAUUGUUGAUGAUAAUCGAAUUGGAGACCUGUUCAAUAAGCUGAACAAAUUAGAAGUAAAUUCUGAUAAAAUAGUCGAACUUAAUAAUAAAUAUUUAGAUCAAAUUGCUCGUGCACAACAGAUGCUAGCUAAACAUCAUCAUGAACUGCAAUUAUUACAACAUGAUGUAAUGUUUCAAAGGGAAUUUGCCAGUCAAUUUAUCUCGCCGCUCGGUCAAGUGUUGAUCAGCAUUAUUCCGGUAUUAGUUAAUCAAGAUAUUAUUAAAGACAAAACCAUACUAUGCACAUCAGUAACAGCAUUAAUCAAUAAGUUGACUAACGAUUUACCUUUAUGA